Molecule: messenger RNA, 1738 nt
Organism: Daphnia carinata
Lineage: Eukaryota; Metazoa; Arthropoda; Branchiopoda; Diplostraca; Daphniidae
Product: cyclin-D-binding Myb-like transcription factor 1
Exons: 9
Coding region: 125-1615 (496 amino acids)
Biological process (GO): regulation of transcription by RNA polymerase II
Cellular component (GO): nucleus
Molecular function (GO): RNA polymerase II cis-regulatory region sequence-specific DNA binding; DNA-binding transcription factor activity, RNA polymerase II-specific
Source: RefSeq, a predicted model, not a curated record
GCCCAUUUCAUGUUUUAACUACCGCCAUGCUACAAAUGUUAUUUGUUUACCUGUGAAGCAUAUGCGUUUAUUCAGUGUUCAAAACAUCAACUUGUCUUUCAGCGAUCGUUAUUGAUUCUUAAAAAUGGCGACAGAGUCUGUCCAGUUUAAUAGCGAGACGCCUACACCAGAAGUUUCAGUUCAAGUGCUAGGCGGAGAACAGUAUUUGGUUAACUUAGAUGGCGAAGAAUAUUACGAAAAUCAAGUUUCGAACAGUGAGGAAUCCACAUUCACACAUGAAGAGAUGCACAAAAAUCAUAUGUCAAACAUUCACAGCUGGACAUCAACUUCUCAAGAAAAAGGGCACUUGAAGAAUCAAGGGCAAGCUUGGAAACAAGGAGUUUGGAACAAAGAAGAAACCCAACAACUUAAGCAAAAUAUACUGGAUUAUUGUGAUACUUACUCAAUAAAAGACCCAUGUGAAAUAAUUUUUGAAUCUGGAAAAGAAAAGCGAAAAAAUUUCUAUAAAACUAUUGCAAAAGGAAUCAACAGACCAUUGUUUGCUGUUUAUCGAAGAGUGGUGAGGAUGUAUGAUUCAAAGAAUCAUAUAGGAAAAUACAGCACGGAAGAAUUAAAAAAGCUGCAAGAACUUAGGAAGGAAUAUGGGAAUGACUGGCAAAAAAUAGGUUUAGCAAUGGGACGUUCUGCAGCAUCCAUCAAAGAUAGAUGCCGUCACCUUAAAGAAGAUUGCAACGCGGGGCCUUGGAUAGCGGAAGAAGAAGAUCUUCUGUUCGAAGCUGUUUUUGCCUUUACCCAAUGUCUACCGGGCGAAAAUCCGGUAGCUGGUAUACCUUGGAUUCAAGUUGCUCAUCGUGUAGGAAGCCGUAGUGAACGACAGUGCAGGAAAAAGUGGCUAAGCUAUUGCAGCAUAAAACGAACUGGAGCUGUAGAAUGGAACGACGAAGACGAACUUCAUCUAAUAAACAGGUUAACUGAGCUGGACAGUGAUAAGGAGAUUGCUUGGGCCGACCUGACACAAUCCUGGCCGCGGUCUUCCGUUCGAUCCCAUCAAUGGUUGAGAGCUAAAUGGAAAAGGCUAAAGAGCUCGGUGAAAGGCAGUGACAACCUAAGUUUAAAAGAAAUUUGCAGUCAGUUGAACAUGAGACACAAUCGUGUCGGAACCUCAAUGGUAAACGAAGAAAAUUAUCAGUCCAGUAUUGCACGUGCUAGCGGAGUUCUCAGUGUAAUUGAAAUUGUUUCAUCUGCGUCAAUCAAUGCACCUAUCGGUGUAAAUUUCAGCGUGGGAUUUGGACAACCGCCAGUCGUUCUCAAUUCAUCCUGCGUAACCAACAUUCCGAUGUACCUCUGUACGCCCAAUACGGCGGAGGGCUGUUCAAGUAUUUUGUCAAGGGCCGAACGACACGAUAUUGAAUUCGCCAAUAACGUAAGACAGAACGCUGAAACAGGCAAUGACAGCGUGGCUGUAGUUCAUUUGGAUUUGGAUGGAGGAGAAGAACCGGCCGUCACAACGGACGUGAUGUUUAGUGCAGGUAGUUCUCUCUGCUCACACGGAAGCCCGCUAGGGUUCGUGGACAAAAGCGAUCAAGAAUCGGAACAUUCUCACGCAAGCAAAUGACAAUUUGUGAUUAGUGGGUAACAUUGGCUCUCGAGCAAAUUCAUUCCGUUCCUUGUAUUCCUUACAUAUUUUAUGCGAAAUAGCUUUGCACACUGAUAAGUGCCAAAGCUAUGAUUAAAGAGA